Messenger RNA from Linum trigynum, 9929 nucleotides. Lineage: Eukaryota; Viridiplantae; Streptophyta; Magnoliopsida; Malpighiales; Linaceae. The record is from the annotation of a GenBank genome assembly.
GAACGAAAACCAACUUGGUAAGCGGCCCAACAAAAGGGAGGUGGGGAGAGUUGUGGUUGUGGACACCCUCUUACCUUGCCAAGUUGUUUUCUUCUCCCUCUGCCCUCUUGCUGGUGCUGUUGUUGGCAUUUGUAGUAGUAAGUUGUUGUUGUGGCGUGCUCUUGUGAGAAGCGGUGAGGUGUGCUUCCUGCUGUUUCUUUCUCAUUCACUUCCCCCAUUCCAUUCAUAUUUUUAUUACAUUUUAUUUAAAGAUAUAAUCUUUGGGUUUUGUUGUGCUAGCUAGUGUGUUGUGUUUUGCCUUGUCUUGCCUAGCUAGGAGUGGGGUUAAUAGGUAAAAAAAAAAAAAACAAAAUUCAACAAAUAAUAAUUAAUAUGAAUGUGAAGAAUCCAAUAAAUAUGUAAAUUAAUUAAACAAAAAUAUAAUUUUUACUCUUUGCCUUUCAAUCUCUUUCCUUGUGCAGUUUCUUGCCUUGCCUUUCCUUGCUCUUGCCCCCCCACCCCAACCCCUCAUAUCAAUCUUCUCCUUCUCCUCUUUUCAUUUCUCACCCUUUUUUCCCUCCCCAUUAUCCCUCUCCCAAUCUCUUCCUCUUCCAUUUCUCUCUCUAGCUCUCUCUGUCCCUUGGGCCUGUUGCUUGCGAUUCCAUUUUGGUGGGCGAGGGGUGUUUUUUGGGCGUGCCGUUUUCUCCCCUCUUGCUUCUCUCCUCCGGCUUCCAGGAAGGAAGAGAGAAGAAGGUUAGACGACGAACAAGGAGAAGAGACAGGAUUCCAGCAUCUCUGUAUCGGCUUCUUUCGUGCUCCUGCGCAAGAAUAUUUUCUGGGUUUUCUUUGCCCUUUUCUUUAUUUGGUUGGGUGUUAGAGCUCUCUGAUAUUUGAUUGGGUGUUGGCCUUCUCCUCUUCAGAUUCUUUUAGAUCGGUCGGAGUUUCAUGCUCUCCCUUUGAUCGGUAAGCUGUUUCCCCUCUGCAGAUUGUUUUACUUAGCUUGAUCAGUAGGCGGCGGUAAGGUCGGAUUGAGAUGGGUUUUCAUAUGUGGGUUCUCUUUCUUCUCAAAUGUUUCAGUAUUUCCCCUCUUUUUUGGUUAUUAUUAAUAUAAAAAUUAUAUUAAAAAAAGAAUUUGCUCUUCAAAAUCUCUGAUAGUUUUGGUUUCUGUUUGUGGUACUAGUUUUCAUCUUUCAUUAUCGUUAAGGAACUAGAUUUCAGCCCCAUCAGAGCCCUUGUUUCACCAGGCGAAGUGGCUCUGGAGAACAUUUCAAAGAAAUUCAACGACAGAAAAGAACUUUUCAAAGAAAUGAAUCUGCUUUUGUUGGAUGCAUAUGUGUUGUUUGUAUCGGCUGAUUGAUGGGGGCUUCUGUUUGUUGAUUGUGAGAAACAAAAAUCCGAUGGCUUCUCUCAACUUCAUUUCCCCUGGCUCCUUUUGAGUAUUUCUCCAGUAGAUUUCCAAUGUCUGGUUUUCUUUAGUUGUUACUUCGGUCACUGUGUUCUCUAUGUGCCUUGUGGCUUCAGUGCUGAGUUUCCCCAUUGGUUAAGUAGGGGCAGUAUGAUUUCGCAUAAAAGAUGCGAACUUUACUUGCCGGGCCCAAAUGUAAUCACCUUGGUGUUAAGUAAGAGCUCCUUGGAGUGAAGGGUAGCUUGUCUCGACAUAUGGGCAUUGGGUUUACUUGUUUCAGCUGGUGUUUCAUAUUAGUUCUCUGCCCUUAUUGAAUGUGUGCUGCUCAAUGAAGAGAGUCUUAUAUCUAGCAGCUAACCUGGCUUUGGUUCAAAUCCUUGGGUGAUGUUACUGUGUUGUGAAGCAUACUCUUCCCUGGUGCAGUGCAUCAUGUGCUGUGUUCUAGCAUUGUGAAAAUGAUAAAAUUCUACUGUGGUAUAUGAGUUUUUUGUUGUGUUCCUUAAGAGGUGUCUCUAAUUACUGGAUUCUCUUUUCUUGUCAGGUCUUCAACUCAAUCAAUUUACUCUGGGUUUUCCUGAUUCUGUCCGCCUUCAUUUAUAUAACAUAUUUAGCCCCAAUGCAAGGGCAGAGGGGUGUAAUUGGCUCCUUGCCAGAGACUUUGGACUUCGACCAUGGAUCAGCUUCGGGUAAUCCCAUCAUGGACCAGCAACUUUGCUGGAACAACAUUAGAACUCCUUCAGAAGAGCGAUUAUCAAACUUCAUGCUGUCUCCAGUUCAAAUGAAUACAUAUGCAAAUCCAAUUGACCAUGAACGCCAGAACUUGAAUCGGUGGAGCCUAGGCGAACCGAGUUCUGGCAGUGCAAGAACAGACAGAAGUCGAGAUAAGCAGAAGAUGGAACAUGGAUCGUCAUCUUCUUCAGCAGCAGCAGCAGCAAGCAUGUCUGCUGAUCCUAGCUCAAGGUUAGAAGAAAGGCGUCAUGAACCAACCCAUAUGCUUUCAUUGAAUAGUGUCGAUGUGAAUGCCCAGUUUGUCCACAGCUCCAAUGCCAAUGGAUUUCCCCAGAAUCUGAACUUGAAUGCAGGGUUGGUGGGCCAGGGUGAUGAUUCUAUGGGAGGGCACAAUAUGAUAUACACGUCUAGUGGUGCAGAACAUGCUGUUAGUGGUAGUGAAGAUUUCCUUCUCCCUUCCGGAAGUGGAGGAUACCUGAGGGAAGAUGAUGGCAGACCCGGUUGUUCAUUAGAUGGGCGCCGUCAAUCAUGUAAAAGAAAAGCAGUGGAAGGACAUGGGCAGUCCUCUAAUGGUUCUAGUUUGUUUCAGCAUCCAGAGGGUAGUGGUGCAUGGCCAGGUGUUCCUCCCCGUCAGGUCAGCAGCAGUUUGAGUAUAUCAGCUGCUGCACCACCUGAGCACCAUGUACACCCCAGACUUGUAUUAGGUAUGAGAGGUCUAGGUACUGAAGGUCUUGCUGAUCCCAUGCCAUCUGGCGGAAGCUCACGACAAAGAAAUUUUCGAUUGAGGAUAAAUCCCUCGGAUCAAGAAUCUGUUCCCUCUUCAUUGUUUUCUUCUGGCGGUAUUGUUAGGCAUCACUCGUCCAGACAUAAUAUUCCAGUUGAGAAUUCUUUGGAAUUUAGGUCUUCUCCGUCUGCUGCCGAGGCUCCAAUUUCUCAAGUUCAGCCAGCUGUUAUUCCGGUCACGGCUUUGCCACACAAUGUGCCUCCAUUUAGGUGGAGAGAAACUUCUGGCUCGAGACCUGGUAGCUCAUCAGGUGGUCCUAUUGAUUUGAGCGAUAGAGAGGAGGGAAGCUCAAGAAACACUGCUAGGCAAUUAUGGGAACAUCCUAUGUUUGUACCUGCAACAGAGCCGAGAACUUCUGCUAGAAAUCAGGGGAACAGGAACAACAUAGCUGGUGGAAGUAUUAGUGUUCCUAGUAGCAAUUUUGCUUCUUCUGCUGCAUCCCGGAGUGGUGGAUCGAGUUCAGCUGUUCAUUUGUCCGCUCCAACUUGGGUACCUCAUCAAAAUUCUUCUAGAAACUCUAGACGAUUGGCAGAGUAUGUUCGGAGGUCAUUGUUCUCUUCUGAUGCAGCUGGUGGUGAUCCUGGAACUCAGAGCAGUAAUAAUAAUAAUUCUUCUGCCGCAGCAGAGAUGAUUAUACCUGCUGGAACUAGUAGUAGCCAGGGGCAUCAUCAUCGAUCGCAUCCAAGAUCAGCACCAUGGCUUGAGAGACUGGGUGGUGAUGGUGUCCUUAGAAUCCCUUACCCCUUGCGAACUUUUAGUGCCUCUGGGGAAGGUCGCAGCAGGCUUGUUUCCGAGCAGAUACGCAAUGUCUUGGAUCUCAUGCGGAGGGGAGAGGGCUUGCGAUUCGAGGAUGUUAUGAUCCUUGAUCAGUCAGUAAUGUUUGGCGUGGCUGAUAUCCACGAUAGGCACAGGGACAUGCGGCUUGAUGUUGAUAACAUGUCAUACGAGGAGUUACUUGCACUGGAAGAGCAGAUUGGCAGUGUCAAUACCGGAUUAAGCGAAGAGGCCAUAGCAGGUCGACUUAAACAGCGGAAAUAUUCAGCUGCAGUAGAGAGCACCACUGAGGGAGAAACAGAACCGUGCUGCGUUUGCCAGGAGGAGUACAAUAAUGGCGAGGAGAUCGGAACCCUCGAUUGUGGUCACGAUUUCCACACAGGUUGUGUCAAGCAGUGGCUAAUGCUCAAGAACUGGUGUCCCAUCUGUAAAACAACAGGUCUUGCCCCGCAUAAAUAAGGUACGUCCCCACAGGAAACAAAGAAAACAGAUAAGAGGUCAGCAAUGGCGCCCCGGUGAAAAGAAAAAGAUCUGAACUUCAUAACAUGGCUGGAAUCAGGAUGCAGAAAAGAACAUUUCUUUGGCAUCUAACAGCUCGUUUGGUUCUCGAUUGAUUGUCCAUGGGGUUAGGCACAUUGCAGACUCAGUAGUCUUACUCUCGUAGGCAAGGAGGGGAAGCUUUAAUGCAUUUAUUUUCUCUUCUCUCUCUCUAUUAUAUUUCUUCUUUUGUAUCUUUUAUCGUUUAAAAAGAUGGGGGUGAAAGGGGAGUCAGAUUCCAGAUAGUUGGAUGGAUGAGAGCAGCAGCAGCCAGCAGCUUGUAAAAGGAAAUGUGAAUCCAACAAGCUGCUUUUGGAUUUAUUCUUAAAUUGGAUGGGUUUAUGGAUGGAUGACUAUAUUUAGUUUUAAUUUAUGAAAUUUCUAUUGGAACAGAUCAAUGAUCCUUCAUUAUUGAUUCAUGUCGUCACUUUACUGUUUCCAAUAGAUCUGUGUAUAUUUGCUUUGUUUAGGGUUAGAUAUGGGUGUCGGGCUUUCCUUGUUUGACCCAUUUUGGGUCAGUGUUGGUGGUCUCCUUUAUGGGUGGGCAACGGGACAGGAUACCCGUCCCGUUUUAAACGGGUACCCAGUCCCAUUUGGAGGUCAAAAUCCAUCCCAUAUCCCAAACCCAUAUGGGAAACGGGUACCCAUUAUUCGUACGGGACGGAUAACGGGUACCCAUACUAACCAUAAAUACCCAAAGUUUAAACCACUCAAAUUUUAACAAAAGUUUAAACUUAACUUGUACUUGCUUAACAAUCAGAAGACACAAAUCAUGAACAAUCACAAUGCAUAGAAAUAAAUCAUUCUAAGCACCAAAUUAUCAAAUAAGAAGUUUCAUUCAACACAAAUCAUGAACAAUCACAACGCAUAGAAAUAAAUCAUUCUAAGCACCAAAUUAUCAAAUAAGGAGUUUCAUUUAACAAAAGGGAGUAACUGUUAUCUGAUUUGAUAUCUGAUCUUCCAACUCCUUUGCAUUUCUCUGCUAUACAUGGAUUAAAGACAUAGAUACUAAGUUUUCUCAUGAUAGCUAGUUAGUUACCAAGGAUGUACCAUGGUUCUGCACAAAUAGCCGUACCUGAAGCUCUUCAGCAUAGGACUGAUAGUUAAAAGGCAAAAUUUCCUUGUCUGCUAACUGGAGAGCUAGAUAUCCCCAAAUGCUUGCAACUGUAGGUCAAAAAAUUAAACUUGAGGUUGAGAUGAAUGAUUAACAUGUAGUUUAGCUUGCAUUGACACUACAUUAUGGCCACUUUUCUCUUUCGGAUUCAGGAGAGUUUUGUAUAAGUUUCUCAGUCCAAGUAAGGCUUCAGUAUGGACUGUUUGUAUCCCCUCAUCUAAUAGAAUGAUUCUGUUGAGCAUAAUUUAUACCAUCUGAAAAAAUAGAUGGAAAUUCUCCAUUAUUCGGCCUCAAGUUACCCACCUGCAAUGUGCCUGCGAAAAUUAGGGUCACCAAACUUCUCCAUCCAGACAAAGUCAUCAUACAUUGAGUGGUAUACAGGGUAACCUGCAUGCAUUCAGCUAUUGUCAGCGGGGUAGAAGGAAAAAUGUAACUGAUAAUUUCAAUGUUAAGGAAUCAUACACCGCUAAGGUUCCUUUAGCGAUUGAUGACUACUUUGAACUAUGAAAAUAAUCUAUGGUACUUCUUGGAUAGGGAUGAGUUUAGGCUGCAUGUCACUGCAGAGUGCAGACUACAAGUAUUAUGUUCACAUAGCGUUCUUUGUUUCUUUACUAAGAAAAGUUUCAUCUUUGUGGCGAAGUGGACAUUCCCUUUCUAUGGAUUAGAGUUCGCAAUUGGGUAAAACGGGUACCCACAUUACCCAAACGGGUAUUUGCGGGUAACCCGCGGGUACCCAUAUUAGGAAUGUACAAUCCCAAGUCCCAUCCGUUUAUAAUAUUACGGGUAAUAUGGGUACCGGUAACCCUUAAAAAACGGGACGGUUACGGGUAUACCCAAAUACCCGUUUCCCGUUGCCCAUCCCUAGUCUCCUUUUGCCGUGUUUACAUAGGGAUAAAAAUGGAAUUUAGAUGACGAAAUUUGUAGAAUGGCAACAAAACCCGAACCCACGGGUACCCACCCGACCCAAUCCGGUCAAUGUGGGUAAAAUUUGUGUUGACGGGUUUUGGGCUGGGUUAAGGUUUAAACCCGCUACACUAUUCAUCGGAUUGGGUUUGGGUUUAGGUAAAUCUGCCCCAUGGGUAGCCGCCCACACACAUAUAAUUACUUUCCCGGUAUAUUUAAUAUUCUAAAUAAUAUAUCUUCCUUAAACAAUUAAUAUUCUUUAUGUUUGUGGAGACAUAUAUAAUUUGUUCUUUCUAAUUGUUUAGAAUGAAGUUGAUAUUAUGAAGUGGAGAGUAAAGAAACUUAGUUGACGAGGAAGAAGUUUUCAAUUAAUCUUAUUGUUUAUAGAUGUUUAUCUUUAAUUUUGAACAAUCUGUAUUGAUCAUUUGCGGUUUGCUUGUAUGCUCUAGAUUGGUGUUUUUUGUAUGAUUAAUUUGUAUGUGAAAAUUGAUGUUAAACUUUUAUUGUGAAAUAAACUUGUUAUUGUAAUUUUUUUACCACAAAAACCCACGGGUAUCCAUGAACCCGCGGAUACCCAGCGGGUUGGGUUGGGUUUGAGUUUUUCAAACCCAACGGGUUUUACAAUUUACCCCGGGUAUUUUUGGCGGAUAAACCCAUGAGUUCGGGUUUGGGUUUGACAAAACCCGCCACAACCCGACCCAUUGCCAUCCCUAUAUGUCAUUGCUGGUGUAGGGUUAGGCAUUGGAGCGAGUCAAACCGUUUUGAAAGACAUCAAACCGCGGACCACACUAAUAAGUUAGCGGCUUGAGUUGUGGUUUGCCCUUGAAGAGAUUUGUUGUUUCGUGGUCGGUCAGUCCAAAAAUUGCGGGGUGCGGUCAAAAUGCUAAAUCACAAAGGUUUCCUUUCGAGUUUAGAAUGAGGGAUAUGACCUCAACCCUCUUCUUUCCUAGUCGAUUAUGUGACUAGCCACUUAAAGUGACAAUUUCUCGAGGUUCGUUUUCUUCAACCACCGCAACUUUCUCUACAUUUUCCUCUUCCUCGACAAUGGUCUACCUAGAAGGAAAACUCUUCAGGUAAUGAGUGUAGUUGGUAGUUUUUCGUUAAUAAAUUUCAUAAAUUUAGAAAAAAAGUAAGUGAAGGAAUGAAAGAGUUGUAGUUAUUUCAUGGCUUCUUCCCUUUUAGAUUAUGAUCAAACCGCUUAGUGAAGUGCACUUUGUGGUAGUAUAUGCGAUUGCGGUCCAAGCCAUACUAAAUUGCUAACUUAUGCGGUUUGGUUCGACCACAUUAAUUAACUUUUGAUCCUGCAUUUGGUGCGGCCGAUAAACUUGCAGUUGCAUGAAUUUGGUGCAGUGCGGUCUGAUCUCACCAUUUGCCCACCCUUAUAUUGAUGUAUGGUUUGUGAAAUAAAAUUGGAUAUUAUAUCAUACAAAGUUAGUGGAAUGAAAUUUAGGUGAUGGUAUAAUCAUAAUUUAGUCAGUAGCAUACUAGUGUAAUAUUGGUCAAUCAGUAAUAUCAUUCUAGACUGAUAUUGGUCAAAACGGUCAUGUUUGUUGAGCGUCACUUUCUUUUACCCUGUGUUUGGCUAGUCCUGCGGUUUGCGAUUUAUGAGGUGACUUGGUACAAUCGCACAAUUUAGUAGGUGGAUGUUGAGGGAAACAAACUGAGAACUAGGAAUUGUCUUGCCGGAUUCAUUGUUUGUGAAACUAUAUGAAAGAUUCUAUCGGACAAAUUAGUAGAAUGAUAUCUAGAGAUACGUUUAUGGUUAACUAAUAAAACAUUAUCGUUAUGAUAAUAUAUUCAAUCGGUAGCUAAAUCUUAAAAAUCACCCUAUAUAUUGUGAAUUAUAGUUUGAUUUCAUUGUACUGAUCGAUGCAGAUUUUUUUUUAAUAUGUGUGCGUACUUAACCGGCAUAGUUAAAAGUAGGCAUUGAGGAUGAUACAACAUCUAUUGUUACCAUACAUUUUAUCCAGAUUGAGUAUUGGUAUCAUAAGUCGCUCUUUGCGGCUAUUCUUGUGCACCUUUCUAUAUCUAAGAAGGAAUUUAUCCAUUUACACUUUACGGGUAAAUACAAUUUAAUAUCCAAACCUUUCAUUUUAAACAAUAUAAUAGCCAAACCUUUUCGAAAACAAUCUAAUAUCCAAAUCGUCAACUUUCCGUUCGUUUGACUGUUAGUUGACACCUCAAAAAAGCUUUGUUUAGGGGAAAUUGUCACAAUAUAACUUGGUUUCUUGUUUUGGCAUUGCAGAUGAUUGGAUAUUUAGAUAUUCUAUACCAUCAUGGUGGAGUCAUGGACUUCUCGAGUUUGGAACUACGAUAUGUUGGUGGUUUUUCAGAGAAGAUAUCGAUGGAUAUUGAUGAAGUGUCGUACUUCGAACUUUUUUGAAGUGUCAACUAACGGUCAAACAGACAGAAAGUUGACGAUUUGGAUAUUAGAUUGUUUUCAAAAAGGUUUGGCUAUUAUAUUGUUUAAAAUAAAAGGUUUGGAUAUUAAAUUGUAUUUACCCUACACUUUACUACCGAACGAUAAAUCCUUUCUGUAUGAGGGGAACCGAUACGGUAGGAACGGUUUAUUACCUUGAACCGUACUCAAACUGCAAAUCACUAGCUCCCAAACUGGCUAAAACUGAAGUGAACAUUGAGCUUGAUUACCUGAUUCUACUUGGGAUGAUAGGCUUGCCUAACCACUUUUCUCAUGGUUUACUCCUAGGUUAUAUUGAAGUAGUUGUUCAAUAUUAUAUUUUGUUUAAGCAAGUUCAUAAUAUUAUGUUGGCAGACAUGUUUAAGCUAACACAACUAGAUAUGAUAAUUGAACUCGAAUUCACGGGUAUCUAAAUCCGACUUAACGCAAUCAAAGUGAGUAAAAUUCAAGGUCUGGUGCGGGUUUUACCAGCUUGAAAUUGGCAGGCUGAGGUGGAUUUUAUCAAAACUCAACCCGCUUUCCAUACGACCCACAUCUACAAAGCAAAACGAUAUCAUUUUUUAUCUAAUAUGAACAAUAUGAAUAAUUUAUGGAUGUAUGAGUUUUUAUGACAAUAUAAGCUUAAUAAUAUGGAUAAUUUAUGGAUGUUAGUAUUCUUUAUGGAGAUAUAUUUAUUUAAAAAAGUUUGGAUAAAAUUACAAUGUGGGUGUUCGAAAAAAUAAUGUAAGGUUAUGUUCGUGACCUCGUGAGUACCGUUAGAUUGUGUUGGAAUUUUACUUUUAAUAGAUAUUUUACCCAAUUUUUUUAGUAGGUGCACCCAUUAAGUUUGAUUUGGAUUUGGAGAAACUCAAUUCAACCCGAUCCAUUGCGAUACCUGGACACAACCACUUAAUAGCAUGUAGUAAGGCAGGGUUCCAUGCGGGGUCUAUGAUCCCACAUUGCUAGUGGAUACAGCGAAAACAUUAUUUGACUAGUUAUAGCUCAUCCAAAGUAUUGGGCACAAAAAUCAAGUGCUAUGAGUAAUUUUCAGGUUGUUGGCCAUGAACAAUAUUGAUUUUGUUGCUGAGCCAGAGUUGUAUGACUAAUCCUCAAGUUUGAUGGAUGAAAAUCCGAGAUUCCAUUCAACUCCUAUUAUGGUAAACAGAAUCAACUCACUACGGGAAAAGUGGCCUUUGGCAACACUCGAAAUGUGUUGCAAGAAGUGCCGAAAGUGUUGGAUAUGAAUUAUGCAACACUUUUAGUAGUGUCCUCUAUAGGUGGUGUUGUAUAAAGUAAUAGGUAACAC